Molecule: messenger RNA, 3557 nt
Organism: Chenopodium quinoa (quinoa)
Lineage: Eukaryota; Viridiplantae; Streptophyta; Magnoliopsida; Caryophyllales; Amaranthaceae
Product: endoplasmic reticulum metallopeptidase 1-like
Exons: 21
Coding region: 482-3091 (869 amino acids)
Biological process (GO): proteolysis
Molecular function (GO): metalloexopeptidase activity
Source: RefSeq, a predicted model, not a curated record
UCUUAGACUUGUAAAGUGGACACUUGUGAUGGGUGUGACCCAGGCGAUAUCGAUUUUGUAGAUUAAAUCGUCAAUUUAAUGCUUUACACUAUCCGUAUGAAUCACUAACAUAGGUUAGUUGAAUUAUGCAAAAAAUAUUUAUUUUGUAUGGCUGAAAAGAGGGAUUAUACAAACAUCCGAGAAUGAAGACAAUGCUCCGUAUUAUUUGGUCUUAUUUGACUAUAUGACAGUUUGAUUAGGAUUUUUGAUUUAAUUUAAGACUAAUCCACCAAAAAAACAUAAAAAACACAAAUAAUGAAAAACACACUAACUGUAAGUCUGUAACUGCUCAUCAGUCAUCAAUCAACAAUCAUCAUCACUUAGGUAGAAACCUCCAAAUUUUCAAAAUUUCCCACCUAUUUAUCAAUCCCAAAUUUCCUAGGGUUUACUUUAUCUUCCUUAAAUCUUCACAAAUUGUCUGCAAUUCUUCAUCAUUCCACCAAUGGCGAUUUUCAGACUGAAAUCUGGAGAUAUCUCCGCAUUCAAAUUACUGAUUUCAUUAACAAUUUUGUAUGGAUUAAUGUCUGUAUUAGUAUACUCUGUUCUUCAUAUGAAGUUUAUCACACCUCUCGCCAUUAACGCACCUCUUAAUCAGUUCUCCGAAGCUAGAGCUCUUCAGCAUCUUCGUGUAUUGUCUGAAGAUAUCGGUGGCCGCCAGGAAGGGCGCCCAGGUUUAAAGCAAGCUGCUGAUUAUAUUAAAGAGCAAUUGAAUUUGUUGAAAAAUCGAGCGAAUUCGAAUUUGAGGAUUGAGGUUGAGGAAAAUGUGGUUAAUGGGACUUUUAACAUGAUGUUUUUAGGUCACAGCAUAUCUUUGGCUUAUAGAGCCCACACCAAUGUUCUCAUGAGAAUAUCAUCAGUGAAUACAACGGAAGUUGAUGCUUCAGUUUUAGUAAAUGGUCAUUUUGAUAGUGCUCUUAACUCCCCUGGGGCUGCUGAUUGUGGUUCUUGUGUUGCAUCUAUGUUGGAAUUAGCAAGACUUAUAGUUGAUUCAGAUUGGAUAUCCCCUCGGCCAAUCAUAUUUCUUUUCAACGGAGCCGAAGAACUUUUCAUGUUGGGUUCACAUGGUUUCAUCACCACUCACAAAUGGCGUGACACUAUUGGAGCUUUUAUAAACAUGGAAGCAUCGGGAAAUGGUGGUCCUGAUGUAGUUUGCCAAUCUGGACCUGGAUCUUGGGCUUCUCGUGUGUACGCUCAGUCAGCUGUAUAUCCUAUGGCCUUGAGCAGUGCCCAGGAUGUAUUUAGGAUAAUUCCUGGCGACACAGAUUACAGAAUAUUUGCCCAAGAUUAUGGGAAUAUUCCUGGACUUGACAUAAUCUUUCUCCUUGGUGGUUACUUUUAUCACACUUCCUCUGAUACACUUGAAAGACUAUUACCUGGAAGCAUCCAAGCGCGUGGAGACAAUCUUUAUAGUGUAGUCAGGGCCUUUGCUAGUUCCUUUAUGUUAAGGAAUUCUAGUGAACGCCAGUAUUUUGAAUCUGCUGCUCAAGGAACUGAUGAUGGUGAACGGGCAAUUUUCUUUGAUUACAUGACAUGGUUCAUGGUCUAUUAUUCAAAAAGUGUUGCUGCAGUUUUCCACUCUCUUCCAGUAUUUGUCUUUCUUGUUGCACCAAUCAUCUUGCAUUUGGCAAAUUUUGAACUGCGUUCUUGUUUGAAAACUUACUUUGACUUCUUGAAAGGGAUGUUGCAACACUUCAUUGCGAUAUUAAUGGCAAUUAUGGUUCCAAUGGUAUUUGCAGUUUUUAGACUGCUUUUCUCUAAUCAUGCAAUGAACUGGUUUGCUAAUCCGUAUCUGGCUUUCAUGAUGUUCGUCCCAUGUUCUGUUGUUGGUCUGUUUGUACCAAGAUAUGUGUGGAGAUGCUUUUAUCUUUCUGAAGAGAUGUCAGCUCAGAAAAUGUCAAGAGAGGCACGAACUAAGGAAGCAGGUUUUUAUGGAGCGUUUGGUUUUUAUGCUCUGUUAACUAUGGUUUAUACUCUUGCUGGUCUUAGUGGGGGCUCCUUAACCUUUUUCACGUCAAUGUCCAUGUUGUUAGCUUGGAUAUCUACUCAAUUUUUCUCCUAUCGUGAGCAUUCAUUGAGGUCAGUGGUGGUCUAUAUGCUUCCUUUGUUGCCAUGUUUAACAUAUUCGGUCUACUUUGGUGGGUUUAUUACACAAUUUCUGAUCGAGAAGAUGGGAAUGAUGGGCUCUAUUCCACCACCAUAUGGAUACUAUGUGCCGGACAUUUUAGUGGCAGCAAUGAUUGGUGUUGUAAUUGGUUGGUGUGUGGGUCCAUUGCUCCCUAUUAUCGGUGACUGGUUAGGCCGAUCCUCAAUAAUGAAGGCCUUGCUGCAGCUUACUGUGCUUGCCCUGGCUAUUUCAUCAGGGUUCUUUCCUUACAGUGUGGAUGCGCCUAAAAGAGUUGUAAUGCAGCAUACGAUUUUAACCGCAGAUUCAAUGCAGGUUUUGGACUCGAGCUAUGUAUUUAGUGUUGUAGAUUCAAAUUCUCUGUCUUUUCUUUUCAAGUAUGCUCAGGAGGCGUCAGAACAUCCUCAAAUUGGUUCAGAAUAUUCUUUCCAAACCAUGAGAGAUAGAUGGCUUGCACUUUUUCCAGUAUCAAAUUUGCUCUCAAGAAGCUUGAAGUUCCCAGUCAGACAUGAAGAAAUCUUGGAGAAGUAUAGUUCUUUUCCUUAUCUGUCAACUAUUGAGAGGGAAGAGAUUUCUGAUGCUGGUAUUCGCAAAGUUCACCUUGAACUAUAUUUAGGAUCUCUGAAAGAGGUAUGGGUUACUGUCCUCAAUGUUACUGGUCCAUUAUCUGGUUGGUCAUUUGCUGACAGGACAUUACCAGCUCCGGAAACAAUUGAUGGUGGUCCUCCUUCAUACAUAUGCAGACUUAGUGGUGCUAGCUAUGAGAAGUGGGCCUUCUGGUUGGAGGCUAAUAGUUCAGAACCUCUAAGAGUAGAAGUUGCUGCCCUGGACCAACAUUUGUUGGAGUCAGCCAAGGAUAUGAAACACCGUUUCCCAGAAUGGAUAGACAUAGUCGCUUAUACGAGUUUUAUGUCCAGUUAUACAAUAUAGAUCAUAACUUGGGGCAGCACAUGAAUGGAGGCUCACAUUUUUUUGCAGCCUGUCAUGUGUAACAAUAGCCAUGUCGAAGCUUUGGCUGUUCUCAGAGACGUUUUACUUAUUUUGCAAUUCUUGUCAAGACUGCAGGGGACGGCGUUGGCUUAAAAAUGUCUCCACCAAGAAACAGUUGCAACGGCAUCCUGCAUCUCAUGGUGUUCUAUUUGUCAAGGCCAGUCAGCUUUGCCCCACAUUGUAGAAAUAGUUUCGUUUCUUUUAGUAGUGACUAAAUUUAAUUUAUCGAUGGCACAAAAAUAAAACUAAACUUAUGCUACAUCUUCAAAGUUGCCAAUGCUUUUAUAUACUACCUCUUUUUCCUCAUAAAUUUCACUGUAUGGUAUCUGAUACUCCGUGUAUACAAAUGUACAAUACAUGUACUUUUUAUCAAGAUAUAAUAAAGGCAUGUUCCUAUUGAGCGUAA